Acomys russatus (golden spiny mouse) is the source of this 1042-nucleotide messenger RNA. RefSeq names its product golgin A7 (gene Golga7). The record is from RefSeq and is a predicted model, not a curated record. The transcript has 5 exons. Gene Ontology annotation, cellular component: Golgi stack; palmitoyltransferase complex. Bases 225 to 629 code for a protein of 134 amino acids. Gene Ontology annotation, biological process: protein targeting to membrane; Golgi to plasma membrane protein transport; peptidyl-L-cysteine S-palmitoylation. NCBI's taxonomy places the organism in Eukaryota, Metazoa, Chordata, Mammalia, Rodentia, Muridae.
CCCUGGGCCGAACCAGGAUGUUGGGGGGGCGCGGGUCCUGGGCUUGGGUAGCUGGAGGCCCUCCGCUACAGCCAUGAGUGAAGGAGAACGGCGAGGGGGAGGCCUUGGGCAUCUUUGGGCGGCGGGUGGCUCCGAAGGGCUGGCGGGCCGGAGAGCCGGCUCCAGGCCGGCAAUCUGACCAGUAUCUUCCCCGAACUCGCAGAGCGGCGGGUCCUGUCCUCGCCAUGAGGCCGCAGCAGGCGCCGGUGUCCGGGAAGGUGUUCAUUCAGCGAGACUACAGCAGUGGCACACGCUGCCAGUUCCAGACCAAGUUCCCCGCGGAGCUGGAGAACAGGAUUGAUAGACAGCAGUUUGAAGAAACAGUUCGAACUCUGAAUAACCUUUAUGCAGAAGCGGAGAAGCUUGGAGGCCAGUCGUAUCUUGAGGGCUGUUUGGCUUGUUUAACAGCAUAUACCAUCUUCUUAUGCAUGGAAACUCAUUAUGAGAAGGUCCUGAAGAAAGUCUCCAAAUACAUUCAAGAACAGAAUGAGAAGAUAUAUGCUCCCCAAGGCCUCCUCCUAACAGACCCCAUUGAGAGAGGACUCCGAGUUUUUAGAUUGAAAUCACCAUCUAUGAAGACAGAAGUGUGAGCAGUGGAAGAUAAACCACAGAAUUAAAGAUCCCACCUCCAGUUGGGACCUUCGUCUAUCCACUGGCUGAUGGCAGAGUGUCCCUACCUCCUCUCCAGAGCGAUAUUCUCUCGUAUCUGCUACCAGAACCGCGGUGCCACACCCGGAGUGACCACUCUUCACUCAGCAUACACUUUGUGUCUCCAAUUGUGUAGGACUGUGUACUCUUUUGAUUUGUUUCCAAGAAAAUUCAAGGAAGCAUUUCACUUUUUAAAAUUCAAAGCCAUUUAAAAAAUAGGCAGUUGGUCAACCCAAGACAAAGUCUUUUUUCUUACCUGACACUGGUAUCACUGGGUCUCCUCAUCUCUUGGGCCAGUUUCCUAGGUGGCUUUAUAAUUCCCCAAGUCAUAUCUUAGCUCAGUUAUUCCCCCCAC